GAGACAGUUAAAAGCCUAACUCCGCAGCCCAGCUCCAGGCCCUUAAGAGUGUGGGAACAAGCCACGGGCGCCCCUCCCCUCCAUGCGUGGCACCUUCUUUAGCUGUUAUUAGCAGCUCUGUUCAGACCUGGGUCCUGUUUAUUGGCGCUUCUGGAGGAAGUGAGAUUUAGUUGCAGUAUCUCGGAGUUCAUUGGUUUCUGUGUCUGUCAGUCACAGAGCUAGCUUUCUUCAGUUUUCAUUGGCUGGUGGAGCAGGGAGGCGGGGUUUGGUGGUAUUCUUAACAUGGCAGACAGUGGCGAAUGGCGGCCGCCGCGGCCUUGCGAGACCUACCGCGCCGAGUGGAAGCUCUGCCGCAGCGCCAGGCACUUCCUGCACCACUACUACGUACACGGCAAGCGGCCGGCUUGCGAGCAGUGGCUACGCGACCUGGCCAGCUGCCGCGACUGGGAAGAGCGCCGGACCGCUGAAGCCCAGCGAUCCCUGUGUGAGAGCGAGCAGGCGCGUGUGCAAGCUGCACGGAAGCACACCCUGGUGUGGGCCCUGAGGCAGAGUCCCCCUGCAGACUGGCACCUCCCUCUACCACAAGAGAAGGACACAUGACAAGCACCCCUGCCCUUGGCCCGUGUGGCUUCCUCAAGUCUGCUUCAAGUGGGGCUAUAACCGUCCCAAACACUCUAGUGCGUCCCUGUGAGCUCCUGCCUGAAACAUAGAGCAGGACAUCUCCAGCUCCACCGCCCAUCCCUCACCUGCAUCGGGGAAUGCUGCUGCCACCACAAGUCUCUGAGAGACAAUUGAGGCCACUCCACAGCUUCCAGGAAACCAAGUGCUGUGGAAGGUACCCAUGAACAGCCAGGGCAGGCUGGCUCAGACCUUUCAACCCCAACGAGAGCACCACAGGUGGUAGUCUUGACGGGUAGAUUCUCAGAUAUAUUCUUGAGUGGUGGAUCCGACCUGCAGGGACACGUGACUGGGUUAGAACGAGGUGGUAAGAGUUGUGCUACUGUGAACACCUCUUCCUAUCCUUGGGAAACAAGUUACCACAUCCCAGGCUUGGUGACUACCAAAUAUUGCCAGCCCCUGGCAUCCAAGUAGGGAGCUCACACUCUGCUCCGUUUCACUGCAGAGGUAGAUGGAGUAAUGCCAAGCAGACAGGCCUCACUACCCCUCUGCACCAGCACACUUCACUAAAGGCUCCCAGUGAGGCAUUCAGAGACUCUGGGGUUUUUUGUUCUUGUUUUUUUGUUUGAUUCUUUGACAGUGUCUAGCUGUAUAUUCCAGGUCAGCCUGGAACUCACUGUGUAGCCACAUUGGCUUCAAAC
Molecule: messenger RNA, 1319 nt
Organism: Fukomys damarensis (Damara mole-rat)
Lineage: Eukaryota; Metazoa; Chordata; Mammalia; Rodentia; Bathyergidae
Gene: CUNH22orf39
Product: chromosome unknown C22orf39 homolog
Exons: 3
Coding region: 283-600 (105 amino acids)
Source: RefSeq, a predicted model, not a curated record